Molecule: messenger RNA, 1554 nt
Organism: Dioszegia hungarica
Lineage: Eukaryota; Fungi; Basidiomycota; Tremellomycetes; Tremellales; Bulleribasidiaceae
Product: tRNA methyl transferase-domain-containing protein
Exons: 9
Coding region: 1-1554 (517 amino acids)
Biological process (GO): tRNA wobble position uridine thiolation
Cellular component (GO): mitochondrion
Molecular function (GO): sulfurtransferase activity
Source: RefSeq, a predicted model, not a curated record
AUGAACGUCGCAGGUCCGAGUCGACCGCUCUUCCAAGCUGCCCGGAGAUCCUGCGUGGGCUGCGCUAGGAGCUAUGUGGCCCGGCCUUACUCGACCGAGGGUUCGUCUACAGCUGCCCCGCUCGAGCCAGCGAGCAAGAAGCUCGUGAUACCUCGCGGAGAGCUCAAGGCACUACUGCCUACUAUGGAGGAUCUCGGAAUGAGACAGGGUGAUCAUGUGACGAUGGCGAUGUCUGGCGGAGUUGACUCUUCCGUGGCACUCCGGAUACUGAAAGACAUGCCCGUCAGCCUCAAUGUCCUCUUUAUGCGGAACUGGGAUCCCCUCCUCUCCGAAUCCGCGCCGCCCUCCGACCCCUCAUCCAAAUCCAGCUCCUCCCUAGCCGAUCUCUCCUACUCCUCUGGCUCCAAGAAGGGGAAGGGCAAGUCCGUCUGCGCAUGGGAGAAGGACUGGGAGGAUGUCCGGCGAGUAUGCAAGCAUCUCGGUAUACCCGACAAGCGAGUCCGAAUGGUGGACUUCUCGAAAGAGUACUGGACAAGGGUUUUUGAGCCUUGUGUGGGCGUAUGGGAGGACGGGGGGACGCCUAAUCCGGAUGUGAUGUGUAAUAGUGAGAUCAAGUUUGGGGCUCUGCUAGACUAUAUCGCGGCGAAGGAGUCGAAGGAUCACCCUCGGCAUAUGCUGGCGACCGGUCACUACGCUCGGGUUUAUCACCAGCACGGGCUGGAGAAACACCGCCUGUUCCGCGCAAAGGAUAAGACGAAGGAUCAAUCUUACUAUCUCUCUGGUUUGAGCAAGGCUCAGAUAACACGGGCCGUACUUCCACUAGCAAAUAUAACGAAAGGCUGGACUCGGCGUCUUGCUCGGCACUGGGAGCUGCCCACCGCGGAACGAGCGGAAAGUAUGGGGGUGUGCUUCAUCGGAGAAAGAGAUAACUUUGGCGACUUCAUCACGCAGUAUACCACGCCAGCUGCCGGACCGCCAGGCAACAUCGUCACUCCCUCGGGCGAGAUUCUCGGCCCUCACAAUGGGUUGUGGCACUACACGAUAGGCCAGCGCGCGCGGCUGCCGAGCAGAGAAGAACGGUGGUUUGUCUCUCGGAAAGGAGUAGGGAAGGAGGGGAAAGACGUGAUGGUCGUGCCGGGCGCAUGGCAGAACGACGUCCCUCCCAAGGGCAUAUUAGCCGCCAACCUCGUCAGAGUACAGGUCAGACAUCGGAUGGAUGACGUCCCCGCAAGGGUGAGAAUAUCGGACGAUGGUUUGGGCAGUAUAGUAUGCGAGCCUGUCGACCUCAUACCGGCUGUCGCCCCAGGCCAGGUCCUCGCGCUGUACCGCAACGUCGAGUGCCUCGGGAGCGGCGUUAUUGCAUCCACGCGAUGCUUAGACGACCUGGACCCGGAGAAGCGGUCCGGACCGGGCUCGAAGACGUGGACAGGGAACCAAGGGGCAGAGGCGAGUCGGGUUGAGGAGGUCAAGGCGUGUAUGAAAGAGAAGACGGCGGAGCACAGGUCGGACAAGGAGGCAGCGGGGCUGGAGCAGAAGGAGGGAGGAUCUACUUAG